Molecule: messenger RNA, 1902 nt
Organism: Ectocarpus sp. CCAP 1310/34
Lineage: Eukaryota; Phaeophyceae; Ectocarpales; Ectocarpaceae
Source: the annotation of a GenBank genome assembly
AUGGUAUCUCGCGGCAGCGGCCACACUUGGGCCUGCGGCUACACCUACACUGGACACGGCCGCGCCGGGAUCUACUCCACAACCUACGCAACCACCGGCCUCGAGCUCAGAAGCGGCCACACUUGGGCCUGCGGCUACACCUACACUGGACACGGCCGCGCCGGGAUCUACUCCACAACCUACGCAACCACCGGCCUCGAGCUCAGAAGCGGCCACACUUGGGCCUGCGGCUACACCUACACUGGACACGGCCGCGCCGGGAUCUACUCCACAACCUACGCAACCACCGGCCUCGAGCUCAGAAGCGGCCACACUUGGGCCUGCGGCUACACCUACACUGGACACGGCCGCGCCGGGAUCUACUCCACAACCUACGCAACCACCGGCCUCGAGCUCAGAAGGGGGGUGGUAUACAUCAGUGCCGUUGCCUGUCGGAGUCCCGCCUACGUCAACACUCAUCGCUGCUAUUCCGCUGCUCGUCUGGACAAAGAAGGCGCAUCGAUGGUGGGCGUUGUAGUCGGCGUUGCAGCCGGCGCGCUGGCGUUAGGGGCACUGGGGUUCUUCCUAUAUCGCCGACGGACCGCGAAGAGCAUGGACCCCGAGCCGCCGGCCCCUCCUUCCAACGGUGGGGACAGGCUGGAGCACGGCGGUGGUGAACAGCACCAGCAACGGCAGCAGGACCUCCACGCCUGUUCGCCGAUGAUCGCCGGCUCUGCCGGGGGCAACGUUGCUCGCGGCCCGCCACCUGCUGAUCAGAAAGUCUCCCCGCUGCCACCCCCACCAUAUGAGCAUGAUGAUGCACACCGACGCGAUGCUUUGCCACCCGCCGCCAGUCAGCAGCACGCGGCAGUCGCUGCUGGGACGAAAUUCGGCGAAGAUGGCACGCCUAUCCCAUCGUUACUCCCAGCGCCGCCCGUUGGCGCCCUGGCGAGGCCCAGCUCCGAGGGAACUUCCAAGUGCAGACGCGACAACAACGAACGGAGGACGGCGAGUGCGGGCCGGGGCGGGGGCGAUGCGGUGGAAGACGGCAACGGCUGCGGGGCGGCAGCCGAGCAGUCCUUGCUGCCGUCGACGACUACGAAUCCCACAAACGACGUGUCGACAGAAGCAUGGACGGCCGAGGUUGCCGGCUUUGGAGUUUCGGCGGAGGAAAGGGCCGACGGCGCUCCUUCGGCGACUGCUCCUGCUCCUGCGGCUGCCCCUGCUGGCCGCCGACGGACGUCAAGCGGCGUCGGGUACGGUGAGGCAGCACUGGCGGCGGCCGAGGAGCUGGCCUAUCAUUGCCAGAUCCCCGGCGUCAGCGAGGCGGCGACGGCGGUGUCGAUUCUGAUACACUUGGUCUUGGACAAUCGGGACUUGACGAGCAGCGCCGGGGUUAAGCGGUGCCUGUUGAUCGUGAAUAUGCUUGGGCGGGCGGCGAAGGUGCUUGGCAAUGUGAGCGACAUGACUCGUGCAUGCUGGAGUGUGCACCAUGCUUUGUUUUGUCGCAGCAUCCUGCCUGACGUAGAGGCGUCAAGGAUGUGGGCACCAUGCAUUGUUCUGUCGUAUGUAUCCUGCCUGAUUGGAGGCGUCAAGGAUGUGGGCACCAUGCAUUGUUCUGUCGGUGGCGACACGAGUACGGAGGAGGAGCGCGUUUUGAUCAAAGAAGUGCGCGACGCUGUCUCCGAUCUCGUGGAGCUGAUCAAAACUUUCCAGAACAAGAGCAAGCUCGGCAAGGUGUUGACAUCGACCCUGUUCAAACGGCGCCAGGACGAGCUGAACACGGUUAUCGACAGGGCCAUCGGGGGCCUAAAUGUGAGUGUCGUGUACCGCAACAAGUAUGCCAUCAUGUUCAGUAUGGAUUGCGUCUCGACUGCGCAGCCAGCUGCGCUAAAACUGCUCAGUUGUCUCUGUCACGUCUAG